UUAAAGAUUGACAUUUGUUUGACGUUUGCAUUUUGGUUUUGGAUUUUUGCUUAUAAGUUCUUUCCAAUAUCGUGUAAUUUUUAUUUAUCUCACAGUCAGAAAUGUUUACUUAGAACAGUUUAUUAUUAAAUAAAAAGAGAACGGUUAAUAUACAAAGAACAAAAUGAGCGAUCGCAUCAACAAAGGGUCAACUCGAUCCGCGCGUGAUGAUUCUAGAACGGGCAGGGAGAGGCAGCGGUCGAGAUCUCGGUCCCGAUCUCCAAAGCGGAGGUCACCGCACACCAGAAGAUGGGAUUCAAAGGAAGAUUCUAGAAGCCGGGAAUAUAGAGAUAAAAGAAGUCCCGUAGACAAAUGGGAAGAUUCUGAAGAAGAAGUACCUGCACCACCACCUCCACCUCGCAUUAGCAAAAUCUCCAUUGGCUUCACCAAACCUAAAGCUCCCAUCAAAAUGACACUGGGCAUGCCCUCUAAGGCUCCCGUUAAUGCAAAGCCUUCUGUUGCAUCAGUAUUCAAUGCAGAUGAUGAUGACGAGGAACCUGAAGAGAUGCCAGCGGAGGCUCGCAUGAGGAUGAGAAAUAUUGGAAGGGAAACACCAACAUCGGCUGGUCCCAACUCCUUUGGGAAAACAAAGCAAGGCUUCUGUGACGCUAAGAAGGUGUUUGAAAAGAAUCUGAAACAUGCUCUAGAAUCUGUGGACAAACCAACAAUGGCGAAGCUACCACAGACUAUAUACAAAAUUAAAGGUCCUUGAUAAUAUAUUCUAUUUUCCAUUGUAGAUUUUGGCCUCUUGUCAUGUAAUAUUUUAUCUAUAGUCUAUAGACAAUGUAUAACAUUUUAAAAAGUGUAAAAUAGAAUUUAUGUAAUAUGUCCAAGUACUACACUCCCAUGUCUGUCUUAAAUAAUU
Molecule: messenger RNA, 904 nt
Organism: Papilio machaon (common yellow swallowtail)
Lineage: Eukaryota; Metazoa; Arthropoda; Insecta; Lepidoptera; Papilionidae
Product: PEST proteolytic signal-containing nuclear protein
Exons: 4
Coding region: 164-751 (195 amino acids)
Biological process (GO): protein ubiquitination; proteasome-mediated ubiquitin-dependent protein catabolic process
Cellular component (GO): nucleus
Source: RefSeq, a predicted model, not a curated record